AAAAGUUUGUCAACUACUGAAAGGAACAGAAGGAGGGUUAACCAUCAUUACAACGGACGUGAAAAUGUUAUCAAUCGGAAAGGAUAUUCUCGUUAGUCUUAUCAUUCUUUUUGACAGGUUUGGGUCGUCGGUGCUCUUCAACGUUGGCACAUCCGGUGCCAAGAUCUUCUCUGGGCCCACUGAUGGACAGUUUGGCUACACCGUUCAGCAGCUGACCAAUCAUCAAGGAAAAUGGCUCCUGGUUGGUUCUCCCUGGAGUGGUUACACUCAAAACAGGAAAGGAGACAUUUAUAAGUGUCCUGUAUCGGGAUCCACAAUCAGUUGUGACAAGCUCAACAUUCAGGACUCUAUGGAUAUUCCCAAUGUGAGAAACAUCAACACCAACAUGAGUCUCGGUCUGGCUCUAACUCGCAGUACCAAUGGAUUCAUGACGUGCGGUCCACUGUGGGGGCAGCAGUGUGGAAGUCAGAUAUAUUACCCGGGGGCUUGUGUUGAAGUCAGUCCUCUCUUCAAACCUCACCCUGCCUUCUCUCCUGCUGUGCAGACAUGUGGAGGACCUAUGGACAUCCUCAUUGUUUUGGAUGGCUCGAACAGCAUUUAUCCUUGGACACCAAUGAAUGACUUCCUCACAAAGCUAAUUCCUGCUUUAGACAUUGGACCACAAAGUGCACUGGUAAGCGUCAUCCAGUAUGCAGUAGAAGCCAAGUUUGAAUUCAGAUUGAGAGACUACAAUACUAAAAAGGGAGUUUUGGAAGCUGUUUCCAAAAUCAAUCAGAUGUACGGUCACUCCACAAACACAUUCCACGCCAUCAGUUACGCCUGUCAGUGGGGUUUUCAUGCGGAUAGCGGCGGUAGGCCUGGCGUGCCCAAGGUGAUGGUGGUGAUCACCGAUGGGGAGUCACAUGACCGCGCCUUCAGGGACAACGUCAUACAGGAGUGUGAGAAACAACAAAUAACCCGCUUUGGCAUCGCUGUGCUGGGGUACUAUUCUAGGAACAACAUUGACACAACAAACCUGAUAGCUGAGAUCAAGUCCAUCGCCAGUGUCCCCAGCAACAAGUAUUUCUUUAAUGUCUCCGAAGAGGCAGCACUGUCCACCAUCGCUGGAUCACUGGGAAACCGAAUCUUCAGUAUCGAGGGCACGGGGACCGCUGGUGAGAACUUUAAGAUGGAGAUGUCUCAGGUGGGCUUCAGCGCUCACUACUCCAGCUCAAAGGAUGUGAUGAUGCUGGGGGCGGUGGGUGCGUACGCCUGGAGCGGAACUGUCGUUCACCUGACUGGAGCCCAAGCCAACAUCUUCCCCUCCUCUGCGUUCGAGAACAUCCUGCAUGAUAGAAACCACAGCUCCUUACUGGGUUAUUCUGUGACCACUUUAAGUGAUGGAGCCUCUGAAUACUUUGUGGCUGGGGCUCCCCGUGCUAACCACUCAGGUCAGGUGAUCGUCUACACGGUCAACUCCCAAAAGCAGCUCACAGUGGUGGACUCAGAGAGAGGGAAACAGAUCGGGUCGUACUUUGGGAGCGUGUUGUGUCCUCUGGAUGUGGACCGAGACGGAGUGUCGGACCUGCUGCUGGUCGCGGCCCCGAUGUUCAUGAGUGACCUGAGGAAAGAGCAGGGGGUGGUCUAUCUCUACUCCGUCACCAAGGGGGUUCUGAGCGACCACGGCGUCCUCCAGGGUCCGGCCCCGGGGGAGAACGCCCGGUUCGGCACAGCGCUGUCGGCCGCCCCGGACCUGGACCUGGACGGCUGCAGUGACGUGGUGGUGGGGGCGCCCUUGGAGGACGGCGGGAGGGGAGCCGUCUACCUCUACAACGGGGAGAAGAAGACGCUACGCACACAGUUCUCUCAGAGAAUCCUUGGGUCUAAACUAGACUCUAAAAUGCAGUAUUUCGGGAGGUCUCUGGACAGCUAUGGAGAUUUGAACGGUGACACCAUUCCUGAUGUUUCAGUCGGUGCGCAUGGCAAAGUUAUCCAGCUCUGGUCUCUUGGAGUUGCCACGGUGAUCGUCCGUGUGUCCUUUACACCUGAUAAUAUCAACAUCCUCAACAAACCCUGUUUGAUUAGUGGCCGAAAGCUUUCCUGCUUUGAGGCCAAGGUGUGCUUCACAGCCUCCUUCAAGCCCAAGAAUCCUGUCGGCCCUGUAGUGAUAUCCUACAAUCUUCUGCUUGACGCUGACCUGCAAUCAACACAUGUGACCUCCAGAGGGCUGUUCAGUCAAAACAACGAUAGACUUCUCUCUGGAAACCUGCAGAUAUCGUCUGUUCCUGUGUGCCAGCCCUACCAGAUAUACGUCCAGGAAACCCCAGACUUUGUCAAUUCUAUCAGUUUACGUGUUGAUAUCAGUCAGCUGAACUCAGAUUCCAACCCGGUGCUUAACGUCUUCUCCCCUCACGCAUGGGAGUUUUUUAUUCCCUUCUCCAAAGACUGUGGCUCCGACAAGGUGUGUGUCAGCGAUCUGGUGUUGAAGGUAAACAAAGGAAAUGAGAUACCUAGUGAUUCCACCAUGCUGGUUAGCUACAAGAACCGUAGAAUCUCAUUUGAGGUUCUCGUGAGUAACAAGAUGGAGAACGCAUACAACACUCGGGUCUUGGCUACGUACUCAAAGAACCUCUUCUAUGCUUCGAUAACUCCCCCGAGCGAUGGGACUUCAGUGAAGUGCUCCACCUCUGCUGAACAGUCAGGCACCUUGGCCUGCCAGGUGGCCUAUCCUGCCUUGAAGAGAGACCAGCAGGGGAAGUUCUGGAUCAACUUCGACUUCAACCUGAAUCACUUACAGAAGCAAGCACAAGUCACGUUUGAGGCCAAAAGUGAUGGCGAGGAGAAGAAGCCUAAAGACAACAAGGUGGUCGUAACGAUCCCCGUCAGCUACGACGCAGAGGUCAUCAUGACCGCGCAAUCCAAUAUUAAUUUCUAUGUGGUAGACGAGGCUAAAGCAGUGAAGACCACCAUUAACAACCUGGAUGACAUCGGGCCCGAGUUCAACUUUUUCCUAAAAAUUUCCACAGGCAACAUUCCCGUCAGCCUGGUCUAUCUCACCAUCUUCUUACCCAACACCACCGAUGCUGGAAACCCACUGCUCUACAUUACAGGCCUGAGCACGCAAUCGGGCAGUGCAGUGAGCUGUGACAUCAACGGCCUGGUCGAUCCUCUGAGGGUCGGUGUAAAGCAGCACAAAGUGUCCUUCAAGAAGGACAGCUUCAGAGGUCUACAACAACUGGAUUGUGAGCAUGCUCAGUGCACACUUGUGAAGUGCAUCCUCAAAGACAUAAAGGAAAAGAGCCACUACUUUGUGAACGUGUCAUCCCGGAUCUGGAGCAGCUCAUUAGUCUCAUCGACGUUCCAAACAGUUGUGCUCACAGCAAGUGCAGAAAUGAAGACUUCCCAGCCCAAUCUACUCGUCAUUGCCGUGAAGAAGUUACAGGUCCUCCUCACGGUCAGCAAACCGGGGGAGACGGCAGACGUACCUGUGGGGGUGAUCGUGGGUAGUGUGAUAGGCGGGCUUCUCCUAUUGGCUCUGGCUGUCGGCCUGCUGUGGAAGUUUGGAUUCUUCAAGAGGAAGUAUAAACAGCUCCAGAACGCAGCAGGGGAGGCGGAGAACGAGGACGAGCAGGGACCAUGACGGAGAACCCAGCGAGGCCAGAACCUCAUCUUGUAUCCCACGGUGACGUGGGGCUGCAGAACCUCAUCUCGUCUCCCACGGUGACGUGGGGCUGCAGAACCUCAUCUCGUCUCCCACGGUGACGUGGGGCUGUUUCAGGGGACAGAUCUUGAGCCUGAUGAGGACUCUGGUCUGUAGACAUCCGACCUACAGUACACUGGGUGGGGACUGAUGCUGGUAUUUAUGCAGUAGGAUUUUGUUAUGUCUUUUUAAAUGUUUAUUGACCUAAAAAAGCUGUUUUAAUACAUUUCAAUGGAGGGAUUUAGCUCUUUAUAAAUUGUUUUGUACAGAGGAUUAUUUAUACAUUUCAGAUCAUUUUCAGCUUUUACAAAAUGUGUUUUUGUGGUCACAGAAUCAUUUUGCUAUGAGAUUCCACUUUACAUUGUAUUUUACCUCUGCAAUUCAACAACUUGGCCCAGUCCAUUAAAGG
This is a messenger RNA of Osmerus eperlanus (European smelt), 4088 nucleotides long. Its product is annotated as integrin alpha-2-like. The transcript is spliced from 30 exons. The record is from RefSeq and is a predicted model, not a curated record. Gene Ontology annotation, cellular component: external side of plasma membrane; integrin complex. Gene Ontology annotation, biological process: cell-cell adhesion; cell adhesion mediated by integrin; cell-matrix adhesion. Gene Ontology annotation, molecular function: integrin binding. Lineage: Eukaryota; Metazoa; Chordata; Actinopteri; Osmeriformes; Osmeridae. Bases 65 to 3619 code for a protein of 1184 amino acids.